UAAAGGAAGGAUUAGAAUCAGUUUCACACGCAACUCUAAGCUAAAACGUAGAUCAAUUUUUGACGUAUAGGUGAUAAAAAUAGGCUAAGUAAAUAAUUACGUAACCAAAAGUGAGAGUGCUGAUAAAAACCGCAUGGUGAUGAGUACCGAAAUGCCGUAUAUCAGAACUCUUGAUGACACCACGGAAUUAAAUCGUAUGGUCAAACGCCUAUACGGCUCACCUUCAAUCGGAGGUUUUAUAGAAGUAGGCCCCUUUAAUAAUUUGAUGAUAAGCGAGUAUGAAAGUGUGUACGAGGAGAUCAAACAGUUUCCGAUCCACGACGAUGACAUCUUUGUUGUGGGUUACCCUAAAUCUGGAACUCGUUGGACGGAAGAAAUGGUUUGGUUGAUAUGCAAUGAUUUCAAUUACGGGAAGGCAAAGGAAGUAGAUUUGAUAAACCGGUUUCCGACACUAGAGACCGACGGAGUUUCAUUCUACAACAUCAACGUCGGAAAAAUACUGUCCGAAAUGGAACGACCUCGCCUAAUCAAAACACAUCUACAUUGGAGUUUGUUUCCAAACGAAAUUACCAGUAACGCCAAGAAACCAAAGUUCAUUGUCGUACUUCGUUCCGUCGAAGACGUGUGCCUCUCCCAGUUCCACCAUCACCGAACAACUCUGGGAUUUAAGGGGAGCUUCGAAGAGUUCUGCAAGCUAUUUUUGGCCGGAAAAGUUCUUCAAGGUCCCUACUGGUCCCAAGUGUUAAGCGUGUGGGACCAAAGAGAACACCACAGUAUGCUGUUCAUCAGGUACGAAGAUAUGAAGAAGGACCUGGCGGCGAUCAUCCGUCAAGUAGCGAACUUCCUAGGAAAAACUGUGCCAGAGGAAGAAAUGCCUAAGCUUAUGGAUCAUCUCAGUUUUGAUUCGCUGAAGAAGAAUCCCGCGUUUAACCACGAGGAUAUGCUAGCCCAAUUCAAUGGGGAUUGCAAUCCGUUUACUAGAGAGGGAAUUUUCGGUGGUCAUAAGGCGGUUAUGACGCCAGAAAUGAUCGGCAAUUUUAAGGAUAUGAAUGAAAAAAUGUUUAGGGGGACAGGAUUUUCAUAUAUUAAAUAA
Messenger RNA from Photinus pyralis (common eastern firefly), 1093 nucleotides. RefSeq names its product sulfotransferase family cytosolic 1B member 1-like. Bases 134 to 1093 code for a protein of 319 amino acids. The record is from RefSeq and is a predicted model, not a curated record. Gene Ontology annotation, molecular function: sulfotransferase activity. Gene Ontology annotation, biological process: sulfation. Gene Ontology annotation, cellular component: cytoplasm. The transcript is spliced from 5 exons. Lineage: Eukaryota; Metazoa; Arthropoda; Insecta; Coleoptera; Lampyridae.